Molecule: messenger RNA, 3779 nt
Organism: Cuscuta epithymum
Lineage: Eukaryota; Viridiplantae; Streptophyta; Magnoliopsida; Solanales; Convolvulaceae
Source: the annotation of a GenBank genome assembly
GCCAACCCUUUACAAUGAAAUAAAUGCUUCUAUUUAUACCCGCCAAUGGGCAGGUGGCUGUACUGACGUGGCAGCCUGUGGACCGCUGGUGUCCCAACUACCAAAUCUUUAGCAUUAAAUGCACUUCCCGCCAGAAUCUAGGUUUCCCGCCGGAAUAGUGGGGACGUUCGUCCACCCGGGAAGUGAGUUGGAUUCCUCCAAGUGACCUUUGAGGGAUAUUGGCUGUUCGUCUCCUGGGUCUCCUCCGAUGACUAUGGGCUUGCUCAGGAGACGUUCGUCGUCACCCCUGAUGGCCCGUGGCUCCGCUCCUUGUCCCUGCUUAGACGUUCGUCGGGGUGAGCCGCUGGGCCUGAGUCCUCCAACACCAGACGUUCGUCCAUCCCCGUGGCACAUGGGCCUGUGGGCUGGCCCAGUUUCUAGCUGGACGGUCGUCUGGCAAAAUGGGUUAGUGGGCCGGACCUCGGCUUGGGCCCUUAACCCAACAACGACUAAAAAACAAAAUCAUUUUAUUUUGUGGGAAAGAUAGUAAGGGGGUGUUUGGAACUGAUUCUGCUUCUGUUUCUUUUUUAAAAGGAGAAGCAGAAUCAGAAUCAGUUUUCAGAAGCUGGUACCCCCCCAGCUUCUAAAAAAACUGAUUCUGAGAGUAAAUUAGAGCUCCAGAAGUGCUUCUGGAAUUUCACCCAAACACUCCAGCUUCUGCUUCUGUUCCCUGAAAGAGCAGAAUCAGUUUUGAGAAUCAGAUCCAAACACCCCUAAUUUGAGGAUAUCUUUUUGUUGGCAUACCGUAGCCCACACUCAAACUUGUCCAUCGUAAAGUAAGCAUAUUUUCCCGUUUGGAGUGGACAUGCCUCGCUGUGUGUGCCUAUGGUGUGGUCGAGUAUCUCUUUCGUGCUUUAUUUGAAACACUGCAGAGUUGCUCAAACUCACACCCUUUGGACACGCAAUUCAUGUCGAAUAAUCAUGGAUCCACCCAGAAGAUAUUUCUUUUGCCUUAUCCCGAGCAAGACAGCAAGCAAAUGUGACUGUGUGAGAGAGAUUCAGACACAAUUUCCAGCCCCUUUCACCCUCUGGCCUCUGUCCGUUCCCUGUUCCUGUCCCUUUCUCCCAACGGUUACUGACCUUUCACCUUUAAUUAAAUAAAUGGCCCGUUAACAGCUUAGCUAGGAGUGAGUGCCCCAGUCCCCCCCGCCCACCCACUAUCGCCUUCCCAACUUCAAGAAGAAGAACCCAAGCAAAACCCAGGUUCACCAAGCUGAAACUCACGGAAACGCAGGAAAAAGUUGUGAUUUUUUUUUGGCCAGGAAUUGUUGGGUUUCUUGUAGAUCCGGACCCGACCCAGGAUGGAUUUCAGCUCUUUCUUGACGUCCCUGGGGACGUCGUUCGUGAUAUUCGUGGUGCUCAUGCUCCUCUUCACUUGGCUGUCGAGGAAGCCCGGGAACGCCGUGGUUUACUACCCCAACCGGAUUCUCAAAGAGUUGGAUCCGGUCGAAAACGGGUAUGCGUCCCGGAACCCGUUUGCGUGGAUCCGUGAGGCCUUCUCUUCCACCGAAGCCGAUAUCAUCAGAAUGUCAGGCGUUGAUACGGCUGUCUACUUUGUCUUCCUCACCACUGCCUUGGGCAUUUUGGUCAUUUCGGGCCUUAUACUUCUGCCAACACUCCUGCCAGUUGCUUCAAGUGAUCAUAGUGUGAGGUUAGACAAUACCACCAGCGAAGGGACUUUCAAUGAUCUUGAUAAGCUAUCUAUGGGGCAUGUUGGAAAAAACAGUCCACGAUUAUGGGCAUUUAUUAUUGCCACAUAUUGGGUUUCUUUUGUGACAUACUUCCUUCUUUGGAAAGCAUACAAGCAUGUUGCUGAUUUAAGAGUUGAAGCUCAAAUGUCUCCUGAAGUCAGAGCCGAACAAUUUGCUAUUCUUGUCAGAGACAUUCCUCCUGUUCCUCAGGGUCAAUCCCGGAAGGAACAAGUUGACUCCUAUUUCAGUAUGAUCUACCCAGACACAUUUUACAGAUCCAUUCUGGUCACAGACAACAACAAGGCCAAUAAAAUCUAUGAAGAGUUAGUAGGGUACAAAAAGAAGCUUGAACGUGCAGAAGCCAUACACGCACAGGCAAAGAAUGCAAAACCGGAUGGAGCAAGACCCACGAGUAGAACUGGCUUUCUUGGUAUUUUGGGUAAAAAGGUAGAUUCGAUAGAUUUCUUUAACGAAAAGAUCAAAGACUUGACAUCACAACUAGAAGCUGAACAGAAGAUCACUCUAAAAGAGAAACAACAAUGUUCUGCCAUCAUCUUUUUCAACAACAGGGUGACUGCAACAUCGGCGGCACAAAGCUUGCAUUCCCCAAUGGUUGACACAUGGACAGUGACAGGUGCUCCUGAACCCCGCCAGGUGAUUUGGACUAAUCUUCACAAGAAGUAUUACGAGAGGAUAAUUCGGCAAUACGUUAUAUAUGUCAUUGUCUUUUUGACGAUAUUCUUUUACAUGAUCCCAAUCGGCUUCAUCUCGGCACUAACAACACUUGAUAAUCUGAGGAAGUACCUUCCAUUCUUGAAGUUUAUCGUUGACCAACCUGCAAUCAAGACAGUUCUUGAGGCAUACUUGCCUCAACUUGCUCUCAUUGCCUUCUUGGCUUUGCUUCCAAAGUUUCUUUUGUUUUUAUCGAAGGCCGAGGGGAUUCCUUCACAGAGCCACGUCACAAGGGCCGCUUCCGGGAAAUAUUUUUAUUUCAGUGUUCUGAAUGUUUUCAUCGGUGUCACAGUGGGGUCCACCCUUUUUGAUACUCUCAAGUCUAUUGAGGAUGAUCCAAACAAGUUGGUUCCUCUGCUGGCACAAAGUCUUCCGGGCAGUGCAACUUUCUUCCUGACUUAUGUGGCUCUCCAGUUCUUUGUUGGGUAUGGACUUGAGUUGUCUAGAAUAGUUCCUCUAGUAAUAUUCCAUCUCAAGAGGAAGUAUAUGUGCAAAACUGAAGCCGAAAUAAAGGAGGCAUGGACUCCUGGUGAUUUAGGAUAUGCCACACGGUUUCCUGGUGACAUGCUGAUUCUCACCAUUUGUCUCUGCUAUUCGGUUAUUGCUCCCAUUAUUAUUCCUUUUGGGGCAGUCUACUUUGGCUUGGGAUGGCUCCUUCUUCGUAAUCAGGCACUCAAAGUGUAUGUUCCCUCGUUCGAGAGUUAUGGACAGAUGUGGCCACAUAUGCACACCCGCAUCUUAGCGGCCUUGGUUCUCUAUCAGCUGACAAUGUUUGGUUAUUUUGGAGCGAAGCUGUUUCACUUCACCCCAUUUAUCAUCCCUCUGCCGAUAUUGUCCUUCAUCUUCGCCUUCGUCUGCAGGAAGAGGUUCUACCGGUUUUUCCAAUGCACAGCAUUGGAAGCAGCUUCCCAUGAAUUGAAAGAGGUUCCUAACAUGGAAACCAUCUUCAGGUCUUUCAUCCCACCAUGUUUGGGUGCAGAAAAGUCAGAUGGGGAUCAUUUCGAAGAUGCUUUGUCACAUGCUUCAAAAACAGUUUCCAGUGUCUGACUUGCAAUGCUCAUAUAUGAAUUAAAAAACUGUGUUUAUUGAUUGAUGUCGCCGCUUUAUUGCACUCGAUCUGUUUCAUGGUGUUUACGUUCCUAUAGUUCAUAGCUUUGUUGUAGUGUAUGUUGGACUAUUCUACAACCGUUGGUCAAUGUGAUUGUAUAUAGUCAAAGGUGAUUAUAUAUAUUGUCAAAGGUUUGAUAAAAGAGUGAUCCAGUUGUUUUAUUGUCAAAUAGGCCCUUGAACUGACUUAAAGUGUUCAAUUAGUCGCUU